Molecule: messenger RNA, 1206 nt
Organism: Dendrobium catenatum
Lineage: Eukaryota; Viridiplantae; Streptophyta; Magnoliopsida; Asparagales; Orchidaceae
Product: transcription factor bHLH18
Exons: 5
Coding region: 220-1206 (328 amino acids)
Molecular function (GO): protein dimerization activity
Source: RefSeq, a predicted model, not a curated record
UUGGUGAGUUAGAGAAGACGGUAGUGGGUCUCAUACAUUAAUAUAAUCCUGGAAGAUGAUGGCUUCCUUUUGAACAGAAGAGAGAGGUUUCACACAAGUUUCGGCUUCGAUUCUCUUACUUAGCUUCACUUCCUUACAAUAGAAAGUCCAACCUCGCGCGAUCUUCUUCUUCUUCUGGAGAAAAAGGAAGAAAACUAAUAAGCUUUAGCUAAAAGAUCCAUGGAUUCGCAAGCAGCAGCUACACGUUGGCUUUCGGAGACAACAGGAAUGCUGGAUCCAUGCUAUCACCAAUGGGAACUGAGCUCCCUGGACCAUCUCUUAUGGGAUGAUCUGCACCAAACACUCUCAUCUGAGAGCUAUUCCUUGAAACCUCCUGCUACAAGCAUUACGUCCAACGCUCAUAGCUGUGGUUCCUCCAUAGACUCCUGCAGCCCCAUGUCGGCCGUCGAAAGGCCGAAGAAGGUACCUAAAACGUCAUCGAUGAGCAUACUCUCAUUCGGCAACCCAGACGUGGGCAUCAAUAAGCCCACACUGUACAAUAACCUGGUCAUUGGAACUGUGAACACUGAGAAUAGCUUGAAGAGAAACUAUGAAGCCAUGCCGGUUAUUUCUCAGGGGGGCAAGAAGGUAGCUGGAGUCAUGGUACCGAGGCCUUCUUCGCAUAACCAAGAUCAUAUUUUGGCAGAGAGGAAAAGGAGGGAGAAGUUGAGCCAGAGGUUCAUAGCUCUUUCAGCCAUUGUUCCUGGCCUCAAGAAGAUGGACAAAGCAUCAGUGCUAGGCGAUGCGAUCAAAUACCUAAAGACACUGCAAGACAAAGUGAAAACUCUAGAGGAACAAACAGCCAAGAGAACAGUGGAGACUGCUGUUCUCGUGAAGAAGUCUCAUAUCGCGGCCGAAGAAGAGAACGAGGCUUCUUCCUCAGAUGAGAACUUCGGCGGAGACCAAUCUCAGCUACCUGAGAUUGAAGUUAAGCUCUCAGACAAGACAUUGCUCAUCAAAAUCCACUGCCAGAAUAGAAAGGGAGCGUUGGUUUGUGCUCUUUCAGAGAUCGAAAAGCUUCAGCUCACAGUGCUGAGCACUAGUUCUGUGCCUUUUGCAGCUUCGUCUCUUGAUAUCACGGUGACGGCUCAGAUUGAGGAAGGGUUUUCCAUGACAGUGAAGGAUCUGGUGAGGAAGCUAGGUUCAGCUUCAGGGCAGUUCACUUAA